AUGUCCGGCACCCUCCUCCCCCUCCGCGCCCGCCAUGCCCUCAUCACCGGCGCAUACGGCGGCAUCGGCGCCGCGAUCGCCGCCCGCUUCGCCGCCGAGGGCGCCCUUGUGACCCUGCUCGGCCGCAAGGAAGACAAGCUGCGCGAGCUCUGCUCCCAGCUCCCACCCUUCCGGGACACCCGACUCGCCCCCCUCACCGCCGCAUCCAAUACCAACACCCGUCCAUCUCUGGACGAGAAGCCCCCCGCGCACUCGUACGCCGUCAUGGAUGUAUCCGCCCAAGGCCGCGAUGAAGCCGUACUGGACGACAUCUGGAAACGGACGGGCCAGAUGGACGUCCUUGUCAACGCCGCGGGUAUUGCGCAAUUCCAGCUGUUACAGAAUACCUCACCCCAAGCCGCCAGCGAGCUCCUCGACACCAACCUCAUGGGAACCAUCUUCAUGUCGAGGUACAUGGCCCAGCGCAUGAAGCGCAGGCGCGCCGACAGGGAUUCAUGCAUUAUCAACGUUGCGAGCUUGCUCGCCGAAAAGGGCAGCCCCGGCACCAGCGUGUACGCAGCUUCGAAAGCUGGCAUUAUUGGUCUCACCCACGCUCUCUCCGUUGAGCUGGGGCCACUGCGAAUCAGGACCAACGCCAUAGUUCCCGGCUACAUAGAAACCAAUAUGCUUGCCUCAAUGUCGAGAGAACCCCUCGAAAAGCGAAUCCCACUUGGGCGGCUGGGUAGACCUGAUGAGGUAGCAGACGCCGCCGUCUUCCUGGCCCAAAACACCUACGCCAAUAACUGCGUCCUCAACCUGGAUGGUGGGCUAAGUGCAGUCUGA
Colletotrichum siamense is the source of this 822-nucleotide messenger RNA. RefSeq names its product 3-oxoacyl-[acyl-carrier-protein] reductase (gene oar2). Bases 1 to 822 code for a protein of 273 amino acids. The record is from RefSeq and is a predicted model, not a curated record. The transcript has 5 exons. NCBI's taxonomy places the organism in Eukaryota, Fungi, Ascomycota, Sordariomycetes, Glomerellales, Glomerellaceae. Gene Ontology annotation, molecular function: oxidoreductase activity, acting on the CH-OH group of donors, NAD or NADP as acceptor.